CGGUGCGAGCGGCGCUUGGGCCGGCAGGGGAGGGGCUGAGCUCCGGCCACCGCAGCCGCCCGAGCCCUUGCAGCCUGAUUAUCACAUGACUCGACGGCGGCGGUAGCUGUGGCAGCAGCCGCGCCGGCUCUGCUGGCUCGCCGGGUGGGCUCAGUUCCGCUCACGCAGAAGCCGAGCGCAGAGGGCGGGGAAGGGACCUGCUGCCGUCGCCCAGCCGCUCCCGGAGCGCGCGGCGUCUCUCCGGGCCCCGCCGGCGCGCUCCAUGCCGCUCCGUUGCGGAAGUGUAGCCUGGGGAGGCGGCGGCGGCGGCGGCACGGAGCGCGGGAGGCCGGGGCCCGGCCCCCUGCAGCAUUAGGCUCCGGGAGCCGCGCGGCUCGCCCCAGCGGCCCGGCUGCCCGUGCGCCCGGCGCCCGCCGCAGCCUGCAUGCCCCGCGCUGCGCCUCGUCGGGCCCCCGCUGCCUCCUGCUCGCACCGCUGCUGCAGGACGCCGGAGUAAUAUGCUCACUCGAGUGAAAUCUGCCGUGGCCAAUUUCAUGGGCGGCAUCAUGGCUGGCAGCUCAGGCUCCGAGCACAGCGGCGGCGGCUGUGGAGGCUCGGACCUGCCCCUGCGCUUCCCCUAUGGGCGGCCGGAGUUCCUGGGGCUGUCUCAGGACGAGGUGGAGUGCAGCGCAGACCACAUCGCCCGCCCCAUCCUCAUCCUCAAGGAGACCCGGCGGCUGCCCUGGGCCACUGGCUACGCAGAGGUUAUCAAUGCCGGGAAGAGCACACAUAAUGAAGACCAAGCCAGCUGUGAGGUCCUCACUGUGAAGAAGAAAGCAGGGGCCCUUACCUCAACCCCAAAUAGGAACUCGGCUAAGAGACGGUCCUCCCUUCCCAAUGGGGAGGGGCUGCAACUGAAGGAGAACUCGGAAUCGGAAGGCGUUUCCUGCCACUACUGGUCGCUGUUUGACGGUCACGCAGGGUCCGGGGCCGCGGUGGUGGCCUCCCACCUGCUGCAGCACCAUGUCACGGAGCAGCUGCAGGACAUCGUGGAGAUUCUCAAGAACUCUGCCGUCCUGCCGCCCACGUGCCUGGGCGAGGAGCCCGAGAACACGCCCGCACACAGCCGGACUCUGACCCGCGCGGCCUCGCUCCGCGGAGGCGUGGGGGCGCCCGGCUCCCCCAGCACCCCGCCCUCGCGCUUCUUCACUGAGAAGAAGAUCCCUCACGAGUGCCUGGUCAUCGGGGCGCUGGAAAGUGCGUUUAAGGAAAUGGACCUUCAGAUAGAACGAGAGAGGAGCUCAUAUAAUAUAUCUGGGGGCUGCACGGCGCUCAUCGUGGUUUGCCUUUUGGGGAAGCUGUAUGUGGCAAAUGCUGGCGACAGCAGGGCCAUAAUCAUCAGAAAUGGAGAAAUCAUCCCCAUGUCUUCAGAAUUUACCCCUGAGACUGAGCGCCAGCGACUUCAGUACCUGGCAUUCAUGCAGCCUCACUUGCUGGGAAAUGAGUUCACACAUUUGGAGUUUCCAAGGAGAGUACAGAGAAAGGAGCUUGGAAAGAAGAUGCUCUACAGGGACUUUAAUAUGACAGGCUGGGCAUACAAAACCAUUGAGGAUGAUGACUUGAAGUUUCCCCUUAUAUAUGGAGAAGGCAAGAAGGCCCGAGUAAUGGCAACUAUUGGAGUGACCAGGGGACUUGGGGACCAUGACCUGAAGGUGCAUGACUCCAACAUCUACAUAAAACCAUUCCUGUCUUCAGCUCCAGAGGUAAGAGUCUACGAUCUCUCCAGAUAUGAGCAUGGAGCAGAUGAUGUGCUGAUCUUGGCCACUGAUGGACUCUGGGAUGUUUUAUCAAAUGAAGAAGUGGCAGAAGCCGUCACUCAGUUUCUUCCUAACUGUGACCCAGAUGACCCUCACAGGUACACCCUGGCAGCUCAGGACCUGGUGAUGCGUGCCCGCGGUGUCCUGAAGGACAGAGGAUGGCGGAUAUCUAAUGACCGACUGGGCUCAGGAGACGACAUUUCUGUAUAUGUCAUUCCUUUAAUACAUGGGAACAAACUUUCCUGAAAAUGGCCCAGGGCAUUGGGAGGACAGCAGGGGAGAAAGCUGGGAUACCUCUUAGCAGGAUGGGACUGGGAAGUGCCCCAGCAGAGCUCCAGGGGAUGCAACCUCUUCCCAUCCCAGGUUGGGGGUUUGCUGCCAAAAGUCCUCUGGCUGUACUUCUGGGGGACCCUUAGUUUUCAGUUUCCUCUUCAGUAACAGGUCUGGAUACUCAACAGAGCAAAACAUAAAGGCUGCUACUGAGUGUUGUGUUUCUUUUGGUUCUUUUAAUAGGCCUCCUAGGUGGCCCUUGCCUAUUUGGGGUACACAUGUCGUAUUUAUUUGGAGUAGCUGGCAGCCAUUUUCAGGUGUAACUGGCAGAAGACCCUUCAGCUGGUCAAGCUGCCGGCUUCUCUAUUGGUUAAAAGUACUGCAUUGGAAAGUUGGGGAUCAUGCCUCAGAAAGUGUAAGCACCCACCUUCUAGUAAGCCUGAGACUGAUUUCAGGGAACACCAUCUGUGUGUGUGUGAGUGUGUGUCUUCCUUCUUUCAUGGCUAUGGUGGGGUGAAGCAGGGAUUUUUUUUUUUUUUUCUUUUCAAUAUUCCUUGAAUCUUUAUUGUUUCCCUUCCAUAAAACAGGCCUGGGACUUUCCAGUUCCCUACUGAGGAAUUUGUGUGUCAAAGUCCAGCCCAGGCUGUCCCCAUACCCGGUAGCCCACACCACCCAGGCAGCCUUCUGGAGCAGUGCCCAGGCCGACAGAGUCCUGUCUUUGUUGUGUAACAGUUUGUUCCUGAGUUGCAUUUUUCUGACCAAAUCAGUGUGUUUUCAUGAAAAUAUGGGUGUUUCUUUGGACCAACAGUUCCUCUGUUGUUUUGAAGGAUCUCCCUUUUUGUGGCUUGAGAUUUCUCUGAGAAUCUAGGUUUUCAUUUCUGGAAUAGUUGGCCCUCCCCACCUGCUGUGUCAUGGGGACAUACGUAAAGCAGUGUUUAAGAGAUCAGAACAGGAAGCUCCAUAUAUCAGGUCACCAUACCUCAUGUGAAAACCAUUCCUCCAUUUUGGAUCCAGGUUCCAUGGGCUGUGAUUGUGCCCAAGGCCACUCCACGUCAGUAAGUAUCCAUGUUCUGUCAAGGAGCCACAGUCCUGCUCUCCCCCUUGUCUUUGGGCAAGGCCUACUCUAAAUAGCCACUUGAGAAAAGUGAAUCUGAAUUGGGUUGACUGGUCAUUCUGAUGCUGUGAGCCCCGUUCCUUCCCCUUGGACUCCCAUCCCAUCCCAGCUGAAGCCCCAUUUCCCACCGCUGCUCCACUUCUGAGUUUUCCUCACAAGAGCUGCAGAAGCAGUGGACACCAAGUCUACCUGCUGCUUCUCUCCCAUGAGGAAUCACAAAAUAGAUUUUUUAGAAAUUACUUCUCUUAAGCAGACUACUGCUCUGCACUGGAGGACCCUGUAGAGUGAUGUCCAGUUACUGAGGCUGCUUCCUGAACACCUCCUGUGGCUUCAUUGCCAUCUUGACAGUUUUGUGUAAUUUAAAUGUUCUUCCCACCCAAUGAAGAAAAAUGUCAUUGAUGUGAUUCCCAAAACUGCUGGAGAGCCAAUCCCAGCUCCCAUGUUUGUUGAGUCCCUUCCCCAGAGGAGAGGAAAGGAACCUUUCCUCCAGGAUAGUUCAUCACCUUCCUGGAGUUGUAGAUAUUUUAUUAGGAAAGGUCUGCCUGGAGCCUCUCUACUCAGGAAUGAAUUCAUUCCACAGUGUGGAAAUGAUGCCCUGUCUGGUAGGUAAAGUACCAUGGGAAUUUACCGAGCAGCUGUUUGCCAAAAUGUUGCCUGGGAAGAAUUAGACUACCGCCUUGUCAGGGCUCAUCUUCAUCUGACAGCUUCCCUUCUCCUCCAGAAGAUCUGAGCGACCCUAGAAGGCUCUGUGGGGACAAGUCCAUGUUAAACCAUUUGCUUCUCUGGCAGAAUGAGAUGCUGUGGGACAACAUGCAGGCAUCUCCCAGCAAUGUGGUCCCCCUUCUGUUCCUGCCCUGACUCAAAGUCACAUGCAAAUGGAAACCAAGGAAGUUUUUUGUGGAGGACUCUGACCUCCCUUCUUUGGGAAGCUGUCCUCAUCAGCAUUCACCUCUUUCCCAUGUUCCCAUUGCCUUUCUGUUUUCUCUCCCAGGCUUCUGUGUUGGUCCUGCCUUGAGCUUUUCUACUUUUAUUUGAGCCGCUGGAGUCUGACUUAGGGCGUAGAUGUCAUGAGAGUCUUCUACUCAAUUCACCAAUUCAUGUACUGCCAAGAAAUGUCUCAGGAAAAAUUCUGGAACCCCCUUUUCCAAUUUAUCCUGAAAUCUUGAGCAUUUUGUUUUGCUGGUUUUAGUUAGAAAGGUAUCCAGGAAUUCUUUUCAUAAGCCUCCUUGGUGGAAAGAUCUUAGUAAAAAGCUGAAGCCCUAUUUCUGUUUGUGGGAUAAGAGGAAAAUUACAAAUGAGAUGGAUAAAUCAUAUGUGGAAAAAGUGAUUUGGUAAUGCCCAUAGCAGAUCUACCCAACACUGAUAUUGCUCUGUGAAUUGAGCUCACUCUGUUUGGCUUUAUUUUUCACCCAGGCCUCGUGCCUUCCCAUCUCAGAGCAGUAACUGUGUCUACAUAACAGGGUUGGCCCUAGGAGCAUUCCUGGAGAGGUCAAGAGGCAAGGCAACACACUCAAAAUUCUGAAGAACAUAUUUAUAUGUGGUUCGGAAUUCUUGUGUGUCUGACUUAUAGCCAAAUCUCCUUGUCCUAAUGGCCUCAGAGGAAGUGUUGUUUAAUAAAAAGCUUUCGAUUUCCUAGUCCAGUCUUUAUGGUUGUCUUGGGGCAUGUGUGGCCACUUCCUCUAAUGAAAGGUUCUUUCAGUUCUAAAUCUCUUUGUUGGGCUGGACCCUGCUCUUCGCAAUACCUGGGGACCGUCUUUUCCUUAAAGAGGGCAAAUGCACACUCUGUCCACACUCUGUAGCAUUUUGCCAGGUGACAACCAAACCUUUGUUCUCAUGACACCUGCAGUGAGAGCGUGCCAGUUGGCAGGGAUGGAGGGUCUGUUCUGUGGUGGUUCUGCUUACCUAACUGCCAUUCCUGGUGUGGGAAGGGAGAGGUGGAAAUCAGGCUAGGCCAAGUACUCGGCUGUGGACUAGGAUAAAACCACAAAAGUGGCAAAUUCAGUCCCUUUCUACAACUUGGGGGAAUUGAUCUUUUCAUUCCUAUCAGCUUACCUCUGUGGGGCUGUGCAAAGUCAGCUGUGCUCACCUUUUUCUUACUCCCAAGUAUUCGUUUACUUCUCGACAACAACUACAGCUAUAGGUGGAUAUUGGCAGGCAGGGCGGAGAGUCUCGGGACCCAGAUUGGGCCUCAGAUCUUGGCCAUUCGGGCAGGAUUUUUGGUUUACCAAGAGCACAAGCAUGGAAAUGUGGAAAAAGACUCCCACAUCUUUAGAAUUCUGCUUCUCCUCUAGACUGCACCUCCUUCCUCGUCUGCAAGUCUUUUUUUUUUUUUUUUUCCCAACAUGGCCAAGAGUGGUUUUCCACCACAGUUUUCGGCUCUGACCUUUCCUUAAGUGGCCCAGCAGCACUGCUGUUCUCAGAGGGAAUGUGUUAAACUUUUAUGAGAUUCUAUUUUCAGCAAAUUACCGCUUCUGGGACACUUGGAGAAAGCAGUGAAGAGUCAUUGUCUAUGCAGAGAACAAUCAGGCUGACCCUAAAAUUUACCAGAGCUAAGAAAAGAAGAAAACAGUAUCUGGCCCCAGGACAGGAUCUUCCAUGAGAAACUUGCAGAGUCGUGAGGACUGUCCAUUUGCAGAGAAGCAUAAAAGUCUGCACACUGUGCACGGUCCACCAUGUGGAGCUGGCUCUGGGUGGGUGCGGCUGACGUGGCCGACGAAUACACUGGGAUUCUUCAGAGGACACUAGCGUGCAGCCUCCUGGCCUCUUAGGCGCCCACCGUUGCAGCUCCUUGUCCGAUCUGGUCGCGGGUCUGGGCGCGACUGCUCUUCCUAGUCCGUGAUGUUACAUGUAAAUAGCUUUCAUCUUUCCUCCGUGUCUUAGAUGAAGUCUUGUUCACUAGCAACCAGGUAGACAGUGACCAAAUGAGGCUAUAAACAUGGUGUUUUCUACUGCGACGUACUUGAAGGAGAACCUUGUGCCCCCUACCCCCAAUCUUCCAUAGUAUUUUGUGUUGGGGAGUCCUGAGGUUAUUCUCUUGUUUCUUUUUCAUUUUCUCUGUUUCUUCUGGAGACCCAGGGAGGCCCACAGUGGAGAUCAUUCGUAAGGAAUCAUCACGGUCUGGGUUUCCAAAAGUACCAGAUAUACAGGGGAUGACAGGAAUCUGCCUGAAAAUGGUAUCAGGACCAUGUACCUUUAUGUUUUGUGAUUGUGAAACCUUGACUUUUGUAACCCCCCAAAAUGAAAACUGUUUAGUAAAGGGGAUCUAUUUUAUGUGUUUCGAAAUUUAGGUGCGAUGUUCCCUGGAAAAAGCUAAAGAAAUGUAUAUGCUCAGUGACAUUUUAAAAUAAUAAAAUAUUAUAUAUAU
Messenger RNA from Lutra lutra (Eurasian river otter), 6544 nucleotides. RefSeq names its product protein phosphatase, Mg2+/Mn2+ dependent 1H (gene PPM1H). The record is from RefSeq and is a predicted model, not a curated record. Gene Ontology annotation, biological process: protein dephosphorylation. The transcript is spliced from 10 exons. Gene Ontology annotation, molecular function: protein serine/threonine phosphatase activity. Lineage: Eukaryota; Metazoa; Chordata; Mammalia; Carnivora; Mustelidae. The coding region runs from base 498 to 2042 and encodes 514 amino acids.